AUGACGGGCAAGGUCCCCAUCACGCUCAGCUACAGGAAACCCGGCACGCAACCACCCCUCUUCGUUGCGGGCACUUUUACAGAACCACCAUGGACGGCCCAGGAAAUGUCGUACACGAUCGGUUCGGACGGCGAGCACGCUUUUUCCCACACGUGCAAGGUUGAGCCCGGUUCCGAGAUUCAGUACAAGUUUCGCGUGGGCACCGGGAACUGGUGGGCGCUAAACGAGGAUGCUCCGACCGUUACCGACUCGGCUGGGAACCAGAACAAUGUAUUGAAAGCUCCCAGUUUGGUCGAGGUGAAAAAGUUGACGGACAGGAGUGAUGUCAUCGCGAACGGGCAUCAAAAUGGCACGGCUACGACAGAGCCGACAGAACACGAGCCAGUAUCCGACGGUGAAUAUAUACAUGCGAACCACGGUUCUACAGACGACCUCCUCAAGAAUAGCGCUCCGGGGGCUCCGGCUACCGACGCUGCUGCUUCUGCUGGUACCGCCGAGCAAGACGGUCCCGAGAAUAACACAAAUGCGCGAGCGGCGGAUACUCUACCGACCAGCGACGGGCUUCCCCCGCUUAAGGGCGACAACAAGAAGAGUUGGUUUGCGACGAUUAUCCGAACAUUCUUUGUCGAGUGGAUCGGCGGCAUAUUCAGGAGACUCUUCGGCCGGAGGCGGGUUCCGCAAGAGUAA
Messenger RNA from Scedosporium apiospermum, 687 nucleotides. RefSeq lists its product as uncharacterized. Bases 1 to 687 code for a protein of 228 amino acids. Lineage: Eukaryota; Fungi; Ascomycota; Sordariomycetes; Microascales; Microascaceae. The transcript has 4 exons. The record is from RefSeq and is a predicted model, not a curated record.